This is a messenger RNA of Myxocyprinus asiaticus (Chinese sucker), 2388 nucleotides long. It is a transcript of the gene otx1, whose product is annotated as orthodenticle homeobox 1. Gene Ontology annotation, cellular component: nucleus. The record is from RefSeq and is a predicted model, not a curated record. Gene Ontology annotation, biological process: regulation of transcription by RNA polymerase II; multicellular organism development. NCBI's taxonomy places the organism in Eukaryota, Metazoa, Chordata, Actinopteri, Cypriniformes, Catostomidae. The coding region runs from base 390 to 1361 and encodes 323 amino acids. The transcript has 4 exons. Gene Ontology annotation, molecular function: DNA-binding transcription factor activity, RNA polymerase II-specific; RNA polymerase II cis-regulatory region sequence-specific DNA binding.
CCUUAAACUAGUGACAGACACGAACGAGCAAGCCAAAGCAAAUGAGUUUGUUGUAUUUGAUUUUAAACCCAGCGAUCACACUCUGAAUAGGCUAGACAAGUCCAGCUAAAGCCAGGCACGUGUGACAUAUCAAUAUUGCUGCAUAUCUUCAGUUUUGAGGAGUUUUAGACGUUAUUUAUUUGGUGUGGGUCGGUCGAAUUGCCUUCCUGAACACUUCGACUGGUGGAUAUUUUUUUUAUUGACUCGUCGGACUGCAAAAAUUCAGUGGACGAGAAGGACAGGGAGUUCUGCAAAAGUUAUAUAAUUUGGGUCCGUCCUUCGUCAAACUGCAACAUCGGGGGAAAUCGAACUAUUGGCAAGAUCUGGGGGGACCCGUGACUGCCUCUAGCAUGAUGUCAUACCUCAAACAGCCCCCCUACGCCAUGAACGGCCUGGGGCUGAGCGGCGCCGCCAUGGACCUACUGCACCCGUCUGUCGGAUAUCCAGCAACGCCCAGAAAACAACGGCGGGAAAGAACAACCUUUACGCGCUCACAGCUUGACAUUCUCGAAGCGCUCUUUGCCAAAACUCGUUAUCCGGACAUAUUUAUGAGAGAGGAGGUGGCACUGAAGAUCAACCUUCCCGAGUCCAGAGUUCAGGUUUGGUUUAAGAAUCGUCGCGCCAAAUGUCGUCAGCAGCAGCAGAGUGGCAGCAAUACUAAAGCUCGGCCUGCAAAGAAGAAAUCCUCACCUACCCGGGAGAGCACAGGCUCAGAGAGCAGCGGGCAGUUCACCCCUCCUGCUGUCUCCAGUGCAGGCUCUUCCUCGUCCUCUUCUUCCUCUACCAAUAACACAGGCAUUAGCAGCACCUCUACCUCUAUCAGUACUGUCUCCUCAAUCUGGAGCCCUGCCAUUUCUCCAGGCUCUGCUCCCCCAUCCGUCUCCCUGCCAGAACCUGUCGCUCCCUCAAAUGCUUCCUGCAUGCAACGUUCCGUCUCAGGCACGGCCGGUUCCUCCUACCCCAUGCCCUACAACCAGACCACCGGCUAUAGCCAGGGCUACCCAGCUCCUUCCAGUUCUUACUUCAGCGGGGUGGACUGUGGCUCCUAUCUGACCCCCAUGCACUCUCACCACCACCCUCAUCAGCUCAGCCCUAUGACGGCUUCGUCCAUGCCCACACACCCCCAUCACCACAUCAGUCAGUCCUCAGGACAUCACCACCACCAUCACCACCAGGCCUACAGUGGCACUGGCCUGGCCUUUAAUUCUUCUGACUGCCUGGAUUACAAGGAGCAAACAGCCUCCUCCUGGAAGCUCAACUUCAACACUACAGACUGUUUGGACUACAAAGACCAAGCAUCCUGGAGGUUCCAAGUCUUGUGAUCUGAUUUUUCUAAUGCCACUAUUUUCCCCAUCUCUCUGUUUUAAUAGUGUGCUGAGUUUAAGGGGACAAUAUAUAUAUAUAUAUAUAUAUAUAUAUAUAUAUAUAUAUAUUGGACCUGCAGGUUUUAACAAAAUAGUUAAAUGUUCAUCACAUUUUUUAAAUUGAGAAAAAAUAAAAAGGAGCAAAAAUGGCAAAGUUGUGGAGGGAAAUGAAAGCUUGUUUUCCCUUUUGUCCCUUUUAAUUAGAAUAACUUGAAGAACGAGGGUUCUUUCUUAAAUAAUCUAUCGAACUCGCGUCACUCUCCUGCCUGAUCUGGAUUACCGUUUCUCUACACGGGACACUGAACGCUCAGCGACCGUUUUACUUCCACCUCUCAACUUGUACAGCUGUUUCGUUUUCUAAAUAUGGUUAUUUUUUAGGAUGACAGAUUCUAGUCAGCUGAACGGAGCUGAAUUGUGUACAUAUGUAUGUGGGUCAGUUACAUUGACCAUAUUUAGUUGGUGUUACUGGAUUUCAAAAAAGACUUUAUGUAAAUCUUUUCCCCCAAUAAUCCAAAGAUCAAGAAUUGGCCGCUGGAUUUAUUUGAUAGACUGAAACCAAUUUUGUUACCCUGAAAAAUACUAAGUUUUUAUAUUGAGAACAAUAUUUUAAGGGAAUGGGGGGGGGGGAAUGAGACAUUUUGAGUGGGGAUAUUUGGUUAUGAUAUUUUAUUAGGUAAACUAGCAUUUGAAGGUUUAUUGAGGUGAAACUGCACGGGCGUGAUUAAAUUGUUGGAUGGUUUUAACAGCACUUGACUUAACCUAAAAAUGAUAAUGUGGGUAACAAAAUAUGGUUUUAAGAAAGAAUACCCAAAUGCCAGUGAAAUGCUGAAUGUACUGCAGGCGCAGAUCAUUACAUUCAUGUCCGCAAUAAAGACCAGUUAACAACCACAAUUUUCACAUGACUUGACUGGGUUAUGUCCACUUUUAACACCCAAAUUUUACUCGUAUGUUGAAAAUGUUUUGAACUGUCAACGAACAAUAAAUA